AUGUGCGGUAGCGACGUCUUCCUAGCGAUCGUCGCCAUCCUCUUCCCACCCAUCGCCGUCUGGGUGAAGCGUGGGAUCUGCUCCGCCGACAGUCUGAUCAAUCUCGCUCUUUGCUGUCUCGGCUUCCUCCCUGGCCUUGUACAUGCAUGGUACAUCAUCUCGACCUACCCCGAACCCACCUAUCACCAGGUUCCGCAGGAUGCCGAGCGGGGCAAUGUCACACACUACUACGUGCAGACCCAGCCAUCACGGAGACCAGAAGCYCCCCACGGUUAUGGUACGGUCAACAGCACAGUCGACCAGCAGUUUCCUGGUCAGCAGCAAGGUGUUGUGCAGCCAAAGUCAAAAGCUGUAGCAGCGCCAAGACAACAGCAGGCUGGCCCAAGUGAAGAGGUGCCUCCAUCAUACGCACAGGCUGUGGGCGACCACAAGGUCCAGGGACCAUAG
Ramularia collo-cygni is the source of this 447-nucleotide messenger RNA. RefSeq names its product related to stress response RCI peptide. The transcript has a single exon. Lineage: Eukaryota; Fungi; Ascomycota; Dothideomycetes; Mycosphaerellales; Mycosphaerellaceae. Gene Ontology annotation, molecular function: ubiquitin protein ligase binding. Gene Ontology annotation, biological process: endosome transport via multivesicular body sorting pathway. The record is from RefSeq and is a predicted model, not a curated record. Gene Ontology annotation, cellular component: fungal-type vacuole membrane; fungal-type vacuole lumen. The coding region runs from base 1 to 447 and encodes 148 amino acids.